This is a messenger RNA of Staurois parvus, 276 nucleotides long. The record is from the annotation of a GenBank genome assembly. NCBI's taxonomy places the organism in Eukaryota, Metazoa, Chordata, Amphibia, Anura, Ranidae.
CAUUUUUUAAAAAUUUCAAAUCCGGCGCCCAUGCGUCCCGACGUCACAGGGACCGAAACACGGAAGCCGGAUGCCGGCAUCGGCCGGAGGAGAUGGCCGGGGACGCUGCAGGGGACACAUCGUGGGAGCGAAGGACAAGGUAAGUGAAGAACAAAUGCCGGAGCAGUGCCGCAUGGUAUUCCCGAGUGUAGCUCGGGGUUACCGCUCUUGGUACUGAAAUGUUACCCCGAGCUACACUCGGGAAUACCGCCAAGGAGGUUGAUCAUCACUAAGGUG